AUGGAGGAGCCGGCUCGGAGUUCGCCGCUUUCGGCUUCCCGCUGCGGCCGCAGCCUCCGCCGCCUGCUGCCCGUCGGCGCUUGGCAGGAGGCCCGGGAGCUGAUCAAGAUCGGCGGGCCCGUGUUCACAGCCCAGCUGUUGGGCUUCUUGAUCAGCGUGGUGAGCUCCAUCUUCUGCGGUCACCUGGGCAAGGUCGAACUUGAUGCCGUCACCCUUGCAGUCUCGGUGGUCAACGUGAUUGGCAUUUCGGUGGGGACCGGCCUGGCAUCGGUGUGCGAUACUCUCAUGUCCCAGACUUACGGGAGUAAAAAUGUGAAGAGAGUCGGGACCAUUUUACAACAGGGCAUCCUGAUCCUGCUGCUUUUCUGCUUCCCCUGCUGGGCCCUUUUUGUUAACACGGAGCAGAUCCUGCUGCUUUUCCGACAGGAUCCUGAAGUCUCCAGAUUAACCCACAUUUACGUGAUGAUCUUCAUUCCAGCCCUGCCGGCUGCGUUCAUCUACCAGCUGGAAACACGCUAUUUGCAAAGUCAGGCUGUCCUCUUGCCUCAAGUGGUGACCGGCGUGGUGGUGAACGUGUUGAACGUGAUCAUGAAUGCCGUCUUUUUGCACGUCUUCAAGCUGGGCGUGGUAGGUUCAGCCUGGGCCAACACCCUUUCGCAGAAUCUGCAGGCGUUUCUCCUCUUCCUCUUUGUCUGGUGGAGAAAGAUCCAUAAGGAGACCUGGGGAGGCUGGACGAUGGAUUGUCUGCAGGAAUGGGGUCCCUUCGUCCGGUUGGCCCUGCCCAGCAUGUUUAUGAUCUGCAUUGAGUGGUGGACUUUUGAGAUUGGCAGCUUCCUCGCAGGAUUAAUGAGUACGGUUGAAUUAGGGGCUCAAUCCAUCAUCUACGAACUGUCGACCAUCGCGUAUCUGCUGCCACAGGGGAUGAGUGUGGCUUCCAGCGUCCGCGUGGGUAACGCCUUAGGCGCCGGAGAUGUGGACCAGGCCAAGAGGUCAUGCAUUAUGGCCCUCCUUUGCACCGGGGUCCUUGCGGUGGUUUUCGCUGGGCUGCUGGCAGCUGUGAAGGACGUGGUGGCCUACAUCUUCACCAACGACCUAGAGAUCGUGUCUUUGGUGUCCAAAGUGAUGCUGAUCUUUUCCCCUUUUCACCUGUUUGAUGCCACCGCAGCCACUUGCGGAGGGGUGCUGAGGGGCGCCGGCAAGCAGAAAAUUGGCGCCAUCGCCAACGCGGUGGGCUACUACGUCAUCGGAUUGCCCAUCGGGAUUACGCUGAUGUUCGUGUACAAGCUUGGCGUAAUGGGCCUGUGGACCGGUUUGAUCGUUUGCAUCUCUCUGCAAGCGGCGUCUUUUUUGGUUGUCGUCUUGCGCAUGAACUGGAAAAAAGCCGCCGAAGAGGUAGAUCUCUUGCCCGCAGGUUCGAUUGCUCCUUGUCCUCAGUAG
This is a messenger RNA of Protobothrops mucrosquamatus (brown spotted pit viper), 1437 nucleotides long. RefSeq names its product multidrug and toxin extrusion protein 2-like. Gene Ontology annotation, biological process: xenobiotic detoxification by transmembrane export across the plasma membrane. The transcript is spliced from 15 exons. The record is from RefSeq and is a predicted model, not a curated record. Gene Ontology annotation, molecular function: antiporter activity; xenobiotic transmembrane transporter activity. Gene Ontology annotation, cellular component: membrane. Lineage: Eukaryota; Metazoa; Chordata; Lepidosauria; Squamata; Viperidae. Bases 1 to 1437 code for a protein of 478 amino acids.